UCUCGGUCCACGCUGGAGCGGGCAGUCAGUCGUCGGCGUGGUUCCACACUGGAUUGGCUCUCAUGUGCGCUCUUGCAUAUACAAAUGUAGAGCAGAGCACCCACUGAUUGCGUUUUCUCAAAGGAAAAGAGGCCAGGAUGGCCAGUUGACCUGUUCUUCGUGUUCGAGCACGCCACGCUAUAUACGGAUGGGAAUUGGGAAGGGCCAAGGCAGCUUGACACUGUGCACCAGCGCCGGUGGCGAUGGCCGAGAUCACGCCGGUGGCCACCUGUGCUUUCCUCCUCGUCUUCUGCGUUUGCUGCCACCUGCCUCCUCCCGCCGCUUCCCUGUUCUUCAACUACUCCACUUUCAGCUCUCAAGACCAGAAGGACUUCAGAAUCGAAGGGGACGCCUCCUUCAGCGUCGGGUGGAUCGACGUCAGCGCCAACAAGUUCGCCGGCAUCGGCAACAGCGCGGGCCGGGUGUCCUACAACGCCCAGCCGAUGCUGCUCUGGGACAAGGCCACGGGCCAGGUGGCGAGCUUCACCACGCGUUUCUCCUUCGCCAUCGGCAUCCCCAACAUCAACAACAAGGGGAAAGGCAUGACCUUCUUCCUCGCCGGCUACCCAUCGGUUCUGCCGUACGAUUCCUACGGCUUCGACCUCGGCCUCACCAACCAGAGCACCAGCGCCUCGGCGACAGGGGACAACCGGUUCGUCGCCGUCGAGUUCGACACCUUCAACGAUACCCAGGUAUCCGAUCCCGACGCCACCUAUGACCACCUCGGCAUCGACGUCAACUCCGUCCGAUCCGUAGUAACCAAGUCCCUGCCGAGCUUCAGCCUCAUGGGGAACAUGACCGCUCUCAUACAGUACGACAACGUUUCCAGCCUUCUGUCCUUGACGCUAUGGCUCGGCGAUGGCCGAGGCCGGAAUUACAGCCUUAGCUCCAAGGUUGACCUCAAGAGCGCAUUGCCGGAGCAGGUCGCCGUCGGCUUCUCCGCCGGGACGUCCUCGUCCGUAGAGCUACAUCAGCUGAGUUCAUGGUACUUCAACUCGUCCUUGGAACCGAAGGCGGUCACCGUCGCCCCACCCUCCCCUGGCAGUGGCAGUGGCAGCCACAGUUCAGGAGUUAUAGCGGGAGCAAGUGCCGGCGCGACACUGUUCCUGGUGCUCAUCAUCGUCGCCGCAGUAAUCUUGAUAAGUCUUCGUGGGAACAAGAAGAAGAAGCGAGAGGUUGAGGAGGAAGACAUGGGCUCGGAGGACGAGGACGGCGAUCCAGCGGUGGAGAUUGAGAUGGGGAGCACGGGGCCGAGGCGAUUUCCGUACCAGGAGCUGGUGGAUGCGACGAGGAACUUUGCGGCGGAGGAGAAGCUCGGACAAGGCGGCUUUGGCGCGGUGUACCGAGGCAACCUGAGAGAGCCUCGCCUCGCCGUGGCUAUAAAGCGGUUCUCCAAGGACUCUUCGAUGCAGGGGAAGAGGGAGUACACGUCAGAGAUCAACGUGAUAAGCAAGCUGCGGCACCGGAACCUGGUGCAGCUCGUCGGCUGGUGCCACGGCCGCAACGAGCUCCUGCUCGUCUACGAGCUCAUGCCCCACCGCAGCCUGGACAUUCAUCUCCACGGCAAGGGCACCUUCUUGACAUGGCCGAUGAGGAUGAAGAUAGUAACUGGGCUGGGGUCGGCACUGCUGUACCUCCACGAGGAGUGGGAGCAAUGCGUUGUGCACCGCGACAUCAAGCCGAGCAACGUGAUGCUGGACGAGUCCUUCGGCGCCAAGCUAGGAGACUUCGGGCUGGCGAGGUUCAUCGACCACGCCGUCGGGACGCAGACGAUGACCGCCGUGUCGGGCACACCGGGCUACGUGGAUCCACAGUCCAUGAUCACCGGCAGGGCCAGCGCCGAGUCCGACGUUUACAGCUUCGGCAUCCUUCUGCUGGAGGUCGCGUGCGGAAGGAGGCCGGUGAGCCUGCUGCAUGAUCCUGCCGAGAAGAACGGACUGUUCCGGCUCGUCGAGUGGGUCUGGGACCUGUAUGGUCGGGGAGCCCUUCUCGACGGGGCCGACGAGCGGCUCGACGGCGAGUACGAUAGGGCGGAGGUGGAGCGCGUGAUGGUCGCCGGGCUCUGGUGCGCGCACCCGGACCCGAGCGCGCGGCCGUCCAUGAGAGCAGCCAUGGCCGUGCUCCAGUCCAAGGAUGCUAAUCAGCUGCCGGUGCUCCCCGCCAGUAUGCCCGUGCCCACGUACGGGCCGCUGGUGUCUUUGCCGAGCGGGCUGUCUUCGUUCAGUGUGACACAGUCGACGUCGACGUCGACGAGCGGCUACGGCACACACACGUCUACUUCAUCCGACGUUAGCACGAUCGGUUCAAAGGAUUCGUCUUCCUUACUCAAACAUCAGUACUCAUAAUUUAGUAUUUUAUUGUAGUUCUUUACAGUCGAUGAUUCAUGAUUGAAUGGGACAGCACAUGUGCCGUUGAA
Molecule: messenger RNA, 2455 nt
Organism: Aegilops tauschii subsp. strangulata
Lineage: Eukaryota; Viridiplantae; Streptophyta; Magnoliopsida; Poales; Poaceae
Product: L-type lectin-domain containing receptor kinase IX.1
Biological process (GO): protein phosphorylation
Molecular function (GO): ATP binding; carbohydrate binding; protein kinase activity
Source: RefSeq, a predicted model, not a curated record